AUGCCAGAAAUGAAAGUUCAUGAGAAACAUUCUCAUAUCUCGUUAGACCAUGAAAACAUGCAUGGACCUCCGCAAGGUUUCUUUGACAGACAACCGCAUGGGCAGAAGCCGAAUUUGACGGAUUUUGCUACCUACCAGAAGUUAUACAACCAGUCUAUUCAAAACCCCAAUGAAUUCUGGGCAAAGCAAGCCACCGAGAAUUUGGAUUGGUUUAGACCUUUUGAUGCAGCUAGGUUUCCAGCAGACCCCAAGGACGACUACAAGAAUGGCGAUUUGCCCGCGUGGUUUUUGAAUGGAGAGUUGAAUGCCUGCUACAAUGCCGUUGAUCGUUGGGCCAUGAAGAACCCCGAGAAGCCCGCUAUUAUUUAUGAAGCCGAUGAAGUUGACGAAGGCAGAAUCAUCACUUAUGGUGAAUUGUUGAAAGAGGUGUCCAAAUUGGCUCAAGUGUUGGUCAAGUUGGGAGUUAAGAAAGGCGACUCGGUUGCUGUCUACUUGCCCAUGAUUCCCGAGGCGUUGAUCACCUUGUUGGCCAUUGUUCGUAUUGGUGCCAUGCACUCGGUUGUCUUUGCUGGGUUCUCGAGCGCCUCGUUGAGAGACCGUAUCUUGGACGCUGACUCGAGAAUUGUUAUCACUGCCGACGAAUCAAAGAGAGGCGGCAAGACCAUUGAAACUAAAAAGAUUGUCGAUGACGCAUUAAAAGAAUGUCCCGAUGUCCGUAACGUGAUUGUUUACAAGAGAACUGGUAACGUCCAUGUGCCAUUCAACAACACUUCGGGAAGAGACUUGUGGUGGCACGAGGAAAUGGCCAAGAAUGGCUGCUACUACCCUCCAACCGAUAUGAACUCGGAGGAUCCCUUGUUUUUGUUGUACACCUCGGGUUCCACUGGUAAGCCAAAAGGUGUUCAACAUACCACCGCCGGUUACUUGUUGGGCGCGAUGAUGACCACGAAAUAUGUGUUUGACGUUCACGAAAAUGACAUUUUGUUCACCGCGGGUGACAUUGGUUGGAUCACGGGCCACACCUACUGUGUCUAUGGUCCAUUGUUGAAUGGUGCCACCACGGUUGUCUUUGAAGGUACCCCUGCUUACCCAAACUUUUCCAGAUACUGGGAAAUUGUUGACAAGUACAAGGUGAAUCAAUUUUACGUUGCACCAACUGCUUUGAGAUUGUUGAAGCGUGCUGGUACUAAAUUCAUUGAAAACUAUGAUCUUAGCUCGCUUAGAGUCUUGGGUUCCGUUGGAGAGCCAAUUGCUGCCGAAGUCUGGCACUGGUACAACGACCACAUUGGACGCGGUAAAGCCCAUAUUGUCGAUACUUAUUGGCAAACCGAGUCUGGAUCACAUUUGCUCACCCCAUUAGCCGGUAUCACCCCCACGAAACCAGGCUCCGCUUCACUCCCAUUCUUUGGCAUUGACCCCAAGAUUUUGGACCCCACCACAGGAGAGGAGUUGAAGGAUAAGGAUGUCGAAGGUGUCUUGGCAAUCAAGCAAGCAUGGCCUUCCAUCACUAGAGGUAUCUACAAUGACUACAAUAGAUUUAUCGACACCUACUUGGCCCCAUACCCUAACCACUAUUUCACCGGUGACGGGGCUGCUCGUGACUUGGACGGCUUCUACUGGAUCUUGGGCCGUGUUGACGACGUGGUCAAUGUCUCUGGCCACAGAUUGUCGACUGCUGAAAUCGAGGCUGCCUUGAUUGAACACCCAUUGGUUGGAGAAUCCGCCGUGGUUGGUUUUGCCGAUGACUUGACUGGUCAAGCCGUGGCUGCGUAUGUUGCCUUGAAAAAAGACAAGAUGGGAGGAGACACCACCGAGGAAGACUUAGACAUUAUCAAGAAGGAAUUGAUCUUGACUGUGCGUAAGGAAAUUGGACCUUUUGCUGCACCUAAACUAAUUUUACUUGUUGACGAUUUACCAAAGACUAGAAGCGGUAAGAUUAUGAGAAGAAUCUUGAGAAAAGUAUUGGCUGGCGAAGAAGACCAAUUGGGUGACACUUCAACGUUAUCGAAUCCACAAGUUGUUGACCAAAUCAUUGCUGUUGUUCACAAGAAUAAAAAGUAG
Lodderomyces beijingensis is the source of this 2061-nucleotide messenger RNA. Lineage: Eukaryota; Fungi; Ascomycota; Pichiomycetes; Serinales; Debaryomycetaceae. The record is from the annotation of a GenBank genome assembly.